AUGCAGAACCAAGCCUCUGCGACACCCAUCCAUGCGGCCGCUGCUCCCGCUCACCCCGUCAUAUCUCCUGACCGCGCGCACAUGGCUCGAGAACAUGGCGAGGAGAACAUGGCGAGGAGGGAUCGUUCCGCUGUCACAGCUCGCUUCUGCGGGCAUGCUAUUGGGUUGUUGAGUAAAGCAAUCAACCACGAAUACAUGCCUGCCGGUGGUUGA
This is a messenger RNA of Perkinsus marinus ATCC 50983, 213 nucleotides long. RefSeq lists its product as hypothetical. The record is from RefSeq and is a predicted model, not a curated record. NCBI's taxonomy places the organism in Eukaryota, Perkinsozoa, Perkinsida, Perkinsidae. Bases 1 to 213 code for a protein of 70 amino acids. The transcript has a single exon.